UCGCUGAAGAGUUCAGCCGUCGUGUUGUCGCUCUGCUCCUUUGGUUGUCGUCGCCUCGUAGCUGCCGUUGUCGCUGUCGUUGUCGCUGCUCCAUUGUUGCCACCAAGGAACGCAAGAGGCAAAAAGACAAAAUGCCACGAAAGAAAUGUGGAGCGUGAAUGUGACGUUUUUGUUCUUUCAGCGUUUGCAACUUUUGACCCCGUGCGCAAUCAGGUCACCAUUGUCCUUCCAUGGUAAACAGUGUAACCGAAAACGGGAACUGUGCGGGAUUCGGAUUCGGGAUGUGUGAUUGAAAAUGCGUAAUCCUCGUUCCGUUGUCACCGUUCACCGCGUAACCUGAACCUUGAGUAAACACACACAGGCGCAAGUCACACACUCACACACGCACACUAUCGCGACACACUAACGGGAGCACGCAACUCUACGUCACAAGAGCUCGAAGGAGGAGAGUGAAAGAGAAAGGGGAGCAGAAGGGUGGCCUGGUAGCCCAAACAAAAAUACAUGAAAAACGUAGUUGGACUACAUUUAAUUGAUCUCCAAAAUCCUGGGGCAGGGGAGCCUAACAAAUCUUUGGGCCAGCUGAAAAAUCGUUUCGUGCAAAGCACAAGAAGUUGCCAAGGCACUCACACCAACUUACUCCGUCUCCUCACUCCUUCGAGGGAGCGCAAGAGGGAUAGGGCUAGGGUGGCCGCCUAUGCCGCAUAAUUUCGAUUGGAGCAGGCUCCCCUCGCGCUCUCUUUCGCUCUCGCUCAGCCUUUGUGUACGUGAGAGUUGAGGGCUUGUGUUGGAGCUUGCAUGUGCACGGCCUUUUUCUGGCUAGUGGGCUCGUGUGUGUGUGUGUGAAAGCGUGCCAAAUGAAUUGAAAAUUACAUGUGGCUCCGCUCUGUCUCCCCCCUCCCCUAUGCCCCCUUGAGUGCAUCGAAGGAGUUUUAUUAUUUAAACACGCCGAGCCACAGCGAGCUGAGCUGAGCUCAUUGGUGCCGCGUGUUUCGUUUCCGUUUCGUAAUACUCCGCCGCCACCACGCCCCCCUUUCCCACUCGAGGUUACAUAAAAAUAAACGCGAACGAGGCGGCCGUCGUCACCUUUUGCUGGCUUAAUUGCGGCCGCUGGGCUUAAAAAUACACGCAUUAACGCAAAACGCGGCCUAACGGUAUUUUAAAACCACUACACAGCUCUCUCUCCAUCUCUCUUUCUCCCCCACACACAGCGCUGGACUGCACGUGGCACGGCUAGAUAGGGAGAGAGCGAGCGAGAGAGAGUGAGCGAAUAGCAAAGCAAAGCAAAGUGAACAAGAAAAACAAACAACAAAUAAAACUGUCCGUCCAGCAUUCUUUUUUACACACAUUUGAAGAAUGUAAAGUGCGCUAAACAACGGAGAAAUAGCUGCAAAGGAGAAGGAGAAGCAUAAGCACAGACGAGAGUGAGACCUCAAAACUGGCCAUUGGCAGGCCGAACACACACACAAUACACACACACAGCAACACUCACACAUAACAAAGCACACACACACACACUCGCAUACAAAUCAGGCUUUGCCGCAGUCAUAAAAUAAUCAAGAAGCAGCUAAAUCAGGCGGAGCAAGAGGAAGGAUCCGAAGGAGGCAGGAGCAGCGUCACUGCAACGUGCUGAUGUUGACGAAACAUCUCCGCUGGGACGCAUAAAGCAAUUAGCAAAGGUUGAAACCCCGGCUCACACACACACGCACGCACUGCCAGAGCGGGGCUAAAGGCUGAAAAGGCAGCAGGAUGCGUGGGAUUCCCAUUGGCUCCAUGGAGUAUUUAGCCUAAUCGAGUGAUGCCGAGCACAAAAAUGCAGGACCCCCUCGGAGUCCCACCCACUAACGCUACUGUCCUCGGCCUGCCGCGCUGCAGAUGCCAGCAAUGUGCGAGAUAACGGGACACCGGACAGCCAGGCCACCACAGAGACAGAGACCGAGGAAGAAGGAGAAGCAGAAGUAGAAGCUGGAACCGAAACAGAAACGGAAGUGGAAGCAGAAGCAGAAGAAGCUAAAGUAACAGCAAAAGCAAAAGGAACGAGAAAUCGAAAUCGAACUCUCCCUGUGAUAUAACUUGCACCGUAAUCGUAAUCUAGCUCGUAGUUAUCGUUACCGAUUAAUAAUCGCAGCAAUUCUAAGCUAAGUACAGCACUGCUCUAAAAGAAAGCAAAUAAUACCCAUACACCGCCCCUCCGCCUUUGGAACACCAUUCGCUGCCGCUCUGCUCCGCCAACGCCGCCGCUGUCGCCGUCGCCAGACCUGCGCCAACCGAGAGAUAUAAUAGAAUUAUAUAUAGUAUAUAUAAUAGACAACUAAGCCCGACCAAGAAAAUCGAUAACAAUGGGAGACGAGGCCGAUAAACGGACGGGGAAGGAGAAGCUGCUGUUCUACACGACCGCCUUCUUCAUCCUGCUGGGCACGUUCAGCCUGUUCGCCUUCCUCUUCCUGGUGCCGUUCGUGAUCGAGCCGGCCUUCACCACGAUCUUCAUGCAGUUCGAGGAGGUUCCGGCGCUGUGCGAGACCUACGACACGGAGAUCUACUACGGGGCCAAGAACUGCUCGUGGUCGUCGUGCCGCGAGGGAUGCACCAAGGACAUCUACACCUGCACCCAGAUCCGGGUGAACUAUCGCCUCAACCUGUACAACUAUACGGAUGAGUUCAACUUUACGGAGUACCACAUCAAUCUGAAGGAGUCGGAACGCAUCCUGCCGCCCGUGAAGCGAACGGAUCGUUACGAGCGCGCUCUGCGUAGCGACUACGAGUACGAUAACCUGGGCGGCGGCGUGGGUGGUGCCGGCCUAGACAUCGACCUCGGAGGCGGACGAUUGGAGCAGCUCAAUUUCGGCGAUGCCGACGGCUCCAAUGGGUAUCUCAUCGAGGACUCGGAGGAUACGCACGGACUGAGUGCCUCGGGCACUCUCAUACCGGACGAGCGACGGCCCUUCGAUGAGAUCUCAGAGCUGAACGAAGGCCUGAUGGGCAACCGCUCCAUGUACUACUACGUGGGCGCCCGGCUCUUUCCCAAUGUGAAGGGCUGCGGCUAUCCGCCCAUGCUCAACUGCACCAUCUGGCUGAAGCGCUACACGAAGAUCGGGAUCAAGUUCCCGUGCUACUACUCCAAGGUGGAUCCCAGUCUGGUCAUCAGCGAUCUGGACUACUGGCAGAACACCCUAAACUUGGUGUACUCGAUGGCCAUUCCCAUUCCCUCGUUUAUCAUCUCGGUGAUCUAUCUGACGUACGCGUACUUCAAGAUCUACAACGAGGACGAGGAGACGGCGCCGCUGGACAAGAAUGCCGAGGACAUGGACAUCGAUGAUAUCGAUGCCGUGGACGACAGCGAUGGUGCCGUCCUGGCGGACAACGUAGCCGGCAGCCAGAUAAUCAACAUGGACUCCACCACCAACGACAGUUGUCUGGAGGGUGUCCUGCCCAAUGGCGGUCCUGGGAUGACCGCUUCCAUAUCGCAGGGUGGCUCAGUCACCACACCGGGUCCGUACAUUGCGCAGAGUCCGGCGGGCUCGCAGAUGACGCCCAACUCGGAAAUAAACUCGUUCGGCCAUCAACUAAAGGUCCAGAUGGCCGACGAGCUGUCCAGGGAUUCGCUGGAAAACGGAGUUAUCUCCACGUCCAACUCAGUGCAAGGAAACUUGAGCAAGACGAUGACGACGAGUAUCUCAACUCCUCCUGGGCCGACAGCGGCAGUCUGAAACGUCAGGCGCAUGGUCUGGAAAAUGUUAGAUUCCGAUUCGGAAAAUGAGCCGCUGCUGGAGGAUUCGUAGACCGCCGAGCGGAGAACGGACCCCGCAGCGGGCGGAGAUCGGAGAUAGGAGCGGAGACACCAAGCUAGAAAACAAAAAGCGAACACCCCAAGUAUUUCUACCCCGAAACAAUCGACAACAACGCAGCGAAUGCGACCGAACCUGAAUACCUUCAGAGCUGUUAGAGGCACCUAAAAGAACUAUGAUAGAUUAUAUAUAUUUACCUUAUGAACUAGCCACACUACUCACACACACACACACACACACACACAUACUACUCGCUAGGGAUCCUGAUCCUCUCACGUCGUCAACAACUCACAGCCGCCACUCACUAAAAAAUUGCAAACACGGGCAUUAGUAUCUGCACAGUAACUGAUAUAUCUGAAGGAUAGGCAAACGGAUAGAGGGAUGGAUGGAUGAGUGCCACAUCUUGGGCGAUUGGUACAAAUACAAUAAGCCUGGAGUGCUAUACAUAUACCUAGAGGAAACUAUAUUACUUAUACACUGCAUAUACAAAUAUUUACUUGAAUUAUUUUUCUAUUCGCAACAAUCGUCGUCGCCUCGUCUCGUUUCGAGAGCAAGAGACCCCACAACAACCCAUCCCGAACCCAAGCCCAAAUAUGCAAAUAAAGCAAAGAAUAGAUCUGAGCAUUGCGCGAAACUUAUUUACAAAUCGAUAAAUCGAGGCGCUGACGUUUUUUAAAUAUUGUAAUUGCCCAUAUUCAAGUGCUGCAAACACCUUAAGACACACACACACAAAAGCGAGGAACACUCAAUACCCAAACACAAACAAAAAAGAAAAUUAAAUUUAAACGAGCGCAUCGUGUAUUUAAUUUAAACGUAAUGAUAAACGAAAGCAAGUCGAAUGCCUAUUAUAUUUGAAGUAAAUUACAAUUAAAUUAAAUAUAAAUUAACGUAAAUUAA
Molecule: messenger RNA, 4679 nt
Organism: Drosophila kikkawai
Lineage: Eukaryota; Metazoa; Arthropoda; Insecta; Diptera; Drosophilidae
Gene: tipE
Product: temperature-induced paralytic E
Biological process (GO): regulation of sodium ion transport
Cellular component (GO): plasma membrane
Molecular function (GO): sodium channel regulator activity
Source: RefSeq, a predicted model, not a curated record